Messenger RNA from Onthophagus taurus, 564 nucleotides. RefSeq lists its product as uncharacterized. Lineage: Eukaryota; Metazoa; Arthropoda; Insecta; Coleoptera; Scarabaeidae. The record is from RefSeq and is a predicted model, not a curated record.
AUGGCCGGCAUCCAUAAAGGAGUACAAGCCAGGAUUGCAGAAAAGAAUGAGUUGGCCAAGUUCGUACCGUGCUUGGCUCACUCCUUAAAUCUUGUAGGUGUUCAUUCUGCCUCAUCAUGCCAGGAAGCUAUUAACCUAUUUGGAGUGAUUCAAAAAGUAGAUUGCUUUUUUGUUGGCUCCGCUACCAGGUGGGACAUUAUGAAAAAAUGCGUUAAAACAAAUUUAAAAGGAAGUAGUCAGACGAGAUGGCCGGCGAAACAUGUUGCUGUGAAUGCCCUAUUAAAUAAUUUGCCAGAAAUAGCGGAAGCCUUAGAAGAAGUUAAGCAAACUUCUCAUGCUCCAGAAGCUAAGUACGAGGCAUGUCAUCUCUUAACUGCUAUAAAGGAUUUUAAAUUUAUUGUUAAUUUAACUAUUUGGGCGAAUAUUCUCCGCGAAAUCAAUCGAGUGAAUAUAGAAAUUCAGAAAGAAGAUAUUAUCCUUGCCCGUUCCGUCGCACUAAUGGAUGGUCUGCUCAAAACUUUGCAAAAAAUGAGACAAAAUCUAAUGGAAUAUCCGCAAACGUAA